AUGUCAGUUCUUUCUCUAAAGAGUAUUCACACCAGAGAAAAGACUUGUAAUUGUAGUGAAUAUGGUAAAGCUUCUAAUCAGUCUUCAGAACUUGUACAACAGCAAACUAUUCAAAAUUCACAGAAAGAAAACCAAUGUAAGAUACUUAGGAAAUUCUUUAGUACCUCAUUCAAUCUAAGUAGACAUAGGAAAAUUCAUGCAGGAAAGGCAUCUUUCAAAUGUACAGAAUGUGACACAACAUUUGUCCGUCACUCACUUCUUACUCAACAUCAGCUUACUCACACUUGAGAGAAAUGUUCUAAAUGUUCAGAAUGUGGCAAAGCCUUUAUUGCGAGUUCAAAUCUUAGUAAACAUCACCGAAUUCAUCUGGGGCAGAAGCGUUAUAAGUGUACAGAAUGUGGGAAGUCCUUCAUGAACAGUAGAGUUCUUACUAGACAUCAGCGAAUUCAUACUGGGGAGAGACCGUAUAAGUGUAUAGAAUGUGGCAAAGGCUUUAAUGACAAACCAAAACACACUAAACAUCUUCGAGUUCAUACUGGAGAGAAACCUUAUAAAUGUACAGAAUGUGGCAAAGCCUUUAAUCAGAAAUUCAAUCUUUCAACACAUCUGCGAGUUCAUACUGGAGAGAAACCGUAUAAAUGUACAGAAUGUGGCAAAGCCUUUAAUCAGAACGUCAAUCUUAUUGCAUAUCUGCGUGUUCAUACUGGAGAGAAACCAUAUAAAUGUACAGAAUGUGGAAAAGCCUUUAAUUAGAAAUCAAUUCCCACUACACAUCUGCGAGUGCAUACUAGAGAGAAACCGUAUAAAUGUACAGAAUGUGGCAAAGCCUUUAAUCAGAAAUCAAUUCUCACUACACAUCUGCGAGUUUAUACUGGAGAGAAACCUUAA
Odocoileus virginianus texanus is the source of this 888-nucleotide messenger RNA. The record is from RefSeq and is a predicted model, not a curated record. NCBI's taxonomy places the organism in Eukaryota, Metazoa, Chordata, Mammalia, Artiodactyla, Cervidae.